CAUUUGUGGGGCUGCAGCUCCAUAUUUUCUUGUUGCUCCCUUUGAACUGCCAUGCCUGUCUGCAUAGACUGGUUCACCACAUGCAGCCCUUAGAGUCAGGACCUGUCUGCUGGGGUGUCAUUGGGCUUGUAGUUUUGAAAAUUGGAGCUCAGUUUCCUCACUGUUGUCUUUUUUUUUUUAUUUUCUUCUUCUUCUUUUUCUAAUUGAAGCACUCUGAAAAUUGAGUUAGGACAACAGAAGUUCUCUGUCCUCCUGUUCUAGACACUGUUCAGAGAAAGCAAGCUGUUCACCAAUGGGAAAACGAAACUUUAAUUUUGUUAGCCACACACGCUGGCUGACACGGAGAUAGAAGAAAUGUACCCAAAGGCGGCAAAUCCUAAAACUUUCCCAAAUUUAAAACCAGCAAACUAACCAGCUCAAACCUCUGCCUCCUUUAGGGAGCCUUUUCCUUCUACAAUCCCACAGUCCUCUGCCAAAUAGGUCCACGUACUUGAAAAUUUUUGUUACAGGCCAUCUGCUCUGGCAGGGUAGGUUUUAGCAAAUUAGCAAUGAAUUUGCUACGGUGUUCAUUUGUCUUCUGCUUCUAGCAGAAACUAAAGUUACUGAAUGAGCAAGUGCUAAUGCAGCCCCCCUCAGAGACAUCAGAACUUCGGCUGUCCAAGGCCAGUUACCUGUAAUGGCUAGGAUGGGACAGUGAAUAGUGGGGACAUUUGCAAAGAAAGGACUUUCUGAGCUGCCUCUGCCCCUACUCUGCCCCUCUCUUCCCUUCCUCCCUCCUUUCUCUCCCUCUCACUUUUUCCUUCCUUCCUCUAUCCCUCUUUCCUUCCCUUUACUUUUUCAUAGUUAAAGAAAGGAGCAGGAAGUAAAUAAGUAAACAAUAAGUGAUUUGUGAGCACAUCAGAGGGAAAGAAGUGCCAGGGAUUUUUAGGGUGGGGGAAACAAUAAUGGAAUUAAUGUCUGAAAAGCCACUUCCUGUCUGGGGAGCAAUGUGCUGUGAGUGUGGAGAGGCAGGGGGCAGCAGCAGCAGUCCUUAGUACUGCCUUGCAGGCAGCUCAGGAGCUUGCAGCAAGGGUACCUGGCAGGAACCUGAGCAGAGGGGUGGCUGCUGCUGCUGCUACCACGACUACUACUUCUGUUCGUUGUUAAUUUGAAGCCUAAAUGUGCUGACCCUGGGAAGUUCUUGGUUAAAAGUAGAUCCCAGGGCCUAAAACCUCAUUGUUUCAAUUUGCAUCUGGGAGAAUGUCUGAGCAAGGAGAACUGAACCCGGCCAUAGUGGAGGAAGGACGGACUGAGCCAGAGUCCGCCCCAGAAAAUGGCAUCCUUAAAUCGGAAAGUCUGGAUGAAGAAGAGAAGCUGGAACUCCAGCGACGACUGGCGGCUCAAAACCAAGAGAGAAGGAAAUCCAAGUCAGGAGCAGGCAAAGGGAAGCUGACCCGAAGCCUGGCUGUCUGCGAAGAGUCUUCAGCUAGACCUGGAGGGGACAGUCAUCAAGACCAGGAAUCUAUUCAUUUACAGCUUUCCAGUUUCCCCAGCCUGCAAGAGGAGGAUAAAUCUAGGAAGGAUGAUUCUGAGAGAGAAAAAGAAAAGGAUAAAAACAGAGAUAAAUCUGAGAAACCCAAGAUCAGAAUGUUAUCAAAAGACUGCAGCCAAGAGUACACGGAUUCCACCGGCAUAGACUUACACGAGUUCCUGAUUAACACUCUGAAGAACAAUUCCAGGGACAGGAUGAUACUCUUGAAAAUGGAGCAGGAAAUGAUUGAUUUCAUUGGUGACAGCAAUAACCACUAUAAAAAGUUCCCGCAGAUGUCAUCAUAUCAGAGAAUGCUGGUCCAUCGGGUGGCAGCCUACUUCGGAUUGGACCACAACGUGGAUCAAACUGGAAAAUCUGUCAUCAUCAACAAGACGAGCAGCACCAGAAUACCAGAGCAAAGGUUUUGUGAACAUUUAAAAGAUGAAAAAAGUGAAGAAUCCCAGAAGCGGUUUAUCUUGAAGCGAGAUAACUCUAGUAUUGAUAAAGAAGACAAUCAGCAAAACAGAAUGCAUCCAUUUAGAGAUGACAGACGAAGUAAAUCAAUUGAAGAGAGAGAAGAGGAAUAUCAGAGAGUGAGGGAGAGAAUAUUUGCACAUGAUUCAGUUUGCUCCCAGGAAAGCCUAUUUUUGGACAACAGUAGGCUCCAAGAAGGCGUUCACAUAUGCAAUGAGACCUAUAAGAAAAGACAGCUCUUUCGGGGUAACAGAGACAGUUCUGGAAGAACUUCUGGGAGCCGACAGAGCAGUUCAGAGACUGAGCUCAGGUGGUCCGACCAGCAGCGGGCCUGGAGCAGCACAGAUUCUGACAGCUCCAACCGCAAUCUGAAGCCCACCAUGACCAAGACAGCAAGUUUUGGGGGCAUCACGGUGCUGACCAGGGGCGACAGCACAUCCAGUACCAGGAGUGCUGGGAAACUAUCCAAAACAGGUUCUGAGUCUUCCAGCAGUGCAGGCUCCUCAGGAUCGUUGUCCCGCACUCACCCGCCUCUACAGAGCACGGCCCUGACCUCUAGUGUGGCAGCUGGUUCUCCUGGCUGUAUGCCCUAUUCAGAGAAUGGAAUGGGGGGCCAGGUCACUCCCAGCAGCACCAGCUACAUCCUCCUUCCACUUGAAACUGCAACUGGCAUCCCACCUGGAAGCAUCCUUCUUAAUCCACACACAGGUCAGCCCUUUGUGAACCCGGAUGGAACUCCUGCAAUAUAUAAUCCUCCUGGAAGUCAGCAGACGCUGCGUGGCACUGUUGGUGGGCAGCCCCAGCAGCCCUCACAGCAGCCAUCGCCUCAGCCUCAGCAACAGGUCCAGCCAUCACAGCCCCAGAUGGCAGGGCCACUGGUCACUCAGUCUGUCCAGGGCCUGCAGCCAUCUCCCCAGUCUGUGCAAUAUCCAGCGGUCUCUUUCCCUGCCCAGCAUCUCCUGCCUGUGUCGCCAACACAGCACUUCCCCCUGAGAGAAGAAGUGGCCGCACAGUUCAGCCAGCUGAGCAUGAGCCGGCAGUCCUCCGGAGACACCCCUGAACCUCCCUCCGGUACAGUCUACCCUGGCUCCCUCAUGCCACAGCCAGCUCAGCCACCAAGCUACGUCAUUACUUCUGCAGGCCAGCAGCUCUCCACCGGGGGCUUCUCGGACUCUGGCCCUCCAAUCUCCCAGCAGGUCCUUCAGGCCCCACCCUCUCCCCAGGGAUUUGUACAGCAAUCUGCACCUGCACAGAUGCCUGUAUAUUACUAUCCAUCCGGUCAGUACCCUACCUCAACCACACAGCAGUACCGACCCCUGGCCUCAGUCCAGUACAGCGCUCAGCGGAGUCAGCAAAUACCACAGACAGCACAGCAGGCAGGCUACCAGCCAGUCUUGUCUGGUCAGCAGGGUUUCCAAGGCCUGAUGGGAGUACAGCAGUCACCUCACAGCCAGGGUGUGUUGAGCAGCCAGCAAGGAGCCCCAGUGCAGGGCGUUAUGGUCUCCUACCCAACCAUGUCUUCUUACCAGGUGCCAAUGACCCAAGGUUCUCAAGCAGUGCCCCAGCAGACAUACCAACCGCCAAUCAUGCUGCCCAAUCAGGCAGGCCAAGGGUCACUCCCAGCCACCGGAAUGCCUGUGUACUGUAACGUCACGCCACCAAGCCCUCAGAACAACCUAAGGCUGAUGGGUCCACACUGCCCUUCCAGCACGGUCCCUGUCAUGUCUGCUAGCUGCAGGACAAACUGUGCAAGCAUGAGCAAUGCGAGUUGGCAGGUCAAGUUCUGAGAACUCAGGCUGCCUGCGGUCCACUUCAUCAGAUGUUAACUCAUGGCCUUCACAGGAAGAGGAGGCUAGGGCGACUGGCCAAGGACUUCUGUAUUCACUCAACACUCAAAUGAUUGCUGCUGGUGUUCUGUACAAACUAAUCAAAGACUAAUACACACAUUAGCUGGUUAAUGGUGCAUAUUUCUGUCAUGUCUGCUAGGUACGCCUUUCUAGCUUAGCUAGUGACAUGAGUUCAUCAAGGUAAGAUUUUCUCCUACCACUGAAUACCACUGUGUAGAUUACAAUAUCCCUGAUUCGGAUUAGUUUUGUACUUUGUGUUGAGUUUGUGAUGCUAAAGUAUUUAAAAAUAUAUAAACUAAAUCACACUGUACCAAAGCUGUAAUGGAAAAGAAAAGAGCUAAGGAAUGGAAGGAAUAAUUUAUAUACACUAUAGAGUUUUCUUUUUUAAAUGGAUAUAUAUGGUAUGUAGUGUUUAAUCAAAAUAAAAGCUUAUUUGACCUUGUGGAGGAAGGUCAUGUUUUUACCACCA
Peromyscus californicus insignis is the source of this 4300-nucleotide messenger RNA. RefSeq names its product cAMP regulated phosphoprotein 21 (gene Arpp21). Gene Ontology annotation, molecular function: nucleic acid binding. The coding region runs from base 1240 to 3771 and encodes 843 amino acids. The transcript is spliced from 20 exons. The record is from RefSeq and is a predicted model, not a curated record. Gene Ontology annotation, cellular component: cytoplasm. Lineage: Eukaryota; Metazoa; Chordata; Mammalia; Rodentia; Cricetidae.